AUGACGACGGUCGAUGCCUACCUCAAAGCCUUGCUUACGCUAUCGGGCAACGAGCAGCUUGCGGAUGCCCGCCGGGCCCUGCUCAAAAGUAUCAACGACAAUGAUCUCGUGGAAGUCGUGAAGAAGGGCGUGGGACGAGAGUUUGCAAGAGGUGGAUUGGAAGAGAUUGCUUCAGUCAUCCUACACGUCGUCGCGAGGGACCCAGCUUUCGUCGGGGAUAAUAGCGCCCAUAUACUUCAGGCGAGCGAGGUGAAGGAGGAAGCUGGAAGUGGAAACAUUUCGCGGGGAGAGUCCAACAUCCUUCACAAUACCGUCGUGUCAACAACGCAGAGCUAUCACGACGCGCUUUCGACACUCUCCGGCAACGCAGCUCUUGCGGAAGCAAGAAUAGCUCUGGUCACAAGCAUCAGCGAUGAUGACCUGAUACACAUCAUGACUGAUGGGCUCAGGACUAGCAUAUUAAGGAUGCGCCUCAAUGCUUUCGCGACGGAGCUGUUGGAAAAGAUUAUGACGAUCCAAGCAGAAAAUGAGGUCUCGGCGCAGGAACAAGCUGAAGCUGGAGACGGUGACGAUAUCACCCACCCCAUACUCAACGGAAGCCAGCUGCUAGACAUUUCUGGUAGCUCAGCAGAAGAUGAAGGUGAGAGCUACUCGGGAUUCGAUAUCAGAACAGCAGCUAACGAUAACAUAAAAGAAGGACCCGCACAUCCUUCGGAGUAUCAGCCAAUUCGUUACUAA
Molecule: messenger RNA, 738 nt
Organism: Alternaria atra
Lineage: Eukaryota; Fungi; Ascomycota; Dothideomycetes; Pleosporales; Pleosporaceae
Exons: 2
Coding region: 1-738 (245 amino acids)
Source: RefSeq, a predicted model, not a curated record